This is a messenger RNA of Camelina sativa (false flax), 710 nucleotides long. RefSeq names its product protein PLANT CADMIUM RESISTANCE 8. Lineage: Eukaryota; Viridiplantae; Streptophyta; Magnoliopsida; Brassicales; Brassicaceae. The record is from RefSeq and is a predicted model, not a curated record.
CUUGCUACACUUUACAUAUUGUAUAUCAACCAAUGGGUCGUGUCACUACUCCAUCAGAGGAGAAUCCAAACAACGGUAUACCGCUUCAGCAAACCGGUACACCCAACCAGCAAACCGGAGUUCCCGUGAGUCAAUUCGCGCCGCCAAAGUAUCAUCAAGCUAAUGUUAACUUAUCUGUUGGGAGGCCAUGGAGCACUGGUUUGUUUGAUUGUCAUGAAGACCAAACCAACGCCGCUAUGACAUUAAUCUCACCUUGUGUGACAUUCGGACAAAUAGCAGAAGUCGUGGAUGAAGGAGAGAUGACUUGUCCUCUUGGAAGUUUCAUGUACCUGUUGAUGAUGCCGGUUUUGUGCUCACAGUGGGUGAUGGGAUCAAAGUAUAGGGAAAAGAUGAGGAGAAAAUUUAAUCUUGUGGAAGCUCCAUAUUCAGAUUGUGCCAGUCAUGUCCUAUGCUCUUGUUGCGCUCUUUGUCAAGAAUACAGAGAGCUCAAGAUUAGGAAUCUUGAUCCUUCUCUAGGUUGGAAUGGGAUACUUGCUCAAGGACAAUACCAGAGUGAAGCACCAACCUUUGCUCCUACCAAUCAAUAUAUGUCUAAGUAAUCAUUUGAUAUUAGUUGACCUCCAUAUUUGUUACACAUUAUUUGCGGGCCGUUGUACAAUGCAAGUGUGUUAUAUUAAAAUUUGCAAUGCAAGUGUGAGAUUGAUUAUGUU